GCAAAGAUGUGGAACGAUAGUUUACCAAGUGUUUUUUCUAAUGGGAUGGAGUUUUGUAAUCAGAUAGUGUUUGAUUUUCCAUCUACGGACACCGAUGCUGACAUACACAUGAAAUUAAUGAAUUGUUCCAGAAUGACGAAUGAAAGUCACGAAGACUUUUACUAUCGAGUCUUGGCAAUAGGUCAUAGAGGUCUUAUGCAAGAUAAUUCAAUUAAUCAAUAUAUUCUCAAAGGACUAAACGACUAUGGAAUGCAGCAGUCGCUGGCUAGCAAUUUGUAUGUGACAUCAAAUGAUCUUCUAGUUGCAAUACGAAGGCAUUUAGGAAAUGCGCCACUGCGAGUUCAACAGAGAGUGGAUAAAAAUAUAAAAGGCGAAAAUGCACGGAUAAGAUGUUAUAACUGCAACGAGGAAGGACACGUUUCUAUAAAUUGCAAACAACCAAAAAAACGCUUACAAUGUAAAAACUGCCAGAAAGUAGGUCACACCGAAGCAAAUUGUAGAUUUGUAAAAGAGCCGGUAAAGAAAAUUGACAAGAAUAAAAUUUCUCCGAUAUCUGGAAUCAUUAAAGAAGUACAAAUCAAUGGUAUGUUUUUAACAGCAUUUAUAGAUCCAGGCAGUUCGAUGUCUUUAAUUAGAAAAAGUUAUGCUACAAUAUUUCGUGGUGAAAUACCGUAUACAGGACGUGCGUUGCAAGGGAUGUUUGGCGGCGGUUAUGAAUGCACAACACAGUUAAAUAUAACUUUACGGAUAGACGCAAUAGAAUUUUCGGUAUCUCUAUUGAUUAUCGAGGACAAAUUCAUGAACGAGCCAAUUUUGGUGGGUAACGAUGUGCUGUACAACCAGUGGUACGAUUUGUUAUAGAAGAUGAUUCCAGUAGAAUAGAGAAAAUUGAAUUAACCAAUUUGAGCGUUGAUCCCAAUAUAAAUGAAAAUUCCAAAGAUGAUUGGAAUUGGUAAGCUACGCUGACUGUUUUGCUUCCAAAAUGUCAAAGCUAGGUAAAUAAAUCAAAAAUAAAUUAACGAUUCGCUUAAAGUCAGACGUGCCAGUUAGUAGACGACCAUCUCGACUCCCUUUUGCAAAACGUGAAUGUGUAAAAGAAAUUAUAAACGAACUUCUUUCAAACAACAUUAUUCGUCGAAGUAAGUUAUCGUUUGCGUCACCAAUAGUCCUAGUGAAAGAAAAGAAUGGAGAAGAUCGGCUAUGUGUGGACUACCGGGAGCUAAAUAAAAUCACAGUUAAAGAACCUUUUCCUAUGCCGAUCAUGGAAGAACUGUUUUCUUCGUUACCUGGUGACCGAUAUUUUACCAUGCUCAAUCUGAUGUUUGGUUAUCAUCAAAUCGCCGAAGAAGAAGGCAGUAAGCAGUACACUGCGUUCAUGGCUUACGAUGGCCACUUCGAGUAGAACUACACGCCAUUUGGUUUGGUAAACGCGCCAGCUGUUUUUCAGUCAGUAAUGAAUUCAGUGGUUAGCAAAAUGCCAGCAGGCCAAAUUAUUACAUAUUAAGAUGAUGUUGUUAU
This is a messenger RNA of Teleopsis dalmanni, 1518 nucleotides long. RefSeq lists its product as uncharacterized. The coding region runs from base 7 to 861 and encodes 284 amino acids. Gene Ontology annotation, molecular function: zinc ion binding; nucleic acid binding. The record is from RefSeq and is a predicted model, not a curated record. The transcript has a single exon. NCBI's taxonomy places the organism in Eukaryota, Metazoa, Arthropoda, Insecta, Diptera, Diopsidae.